Molecule: messenger RNA, 390 nt
Organism: Penicillium psychrosexuale
Lineage: Eukaryota; Fungi; Ascomycota; Eurotiomycetes; Eurotiales; Aspergillaceae
Exons: 3
Coding region: 1-390 (129 amino acids)
Source: RefSeq, a predicted model, not a curated record
AUGCCCGUCGAGGUCGCCCUCUUCAUUAUCAAGAACACUGCCGACAUAGCGAGACUUGCCAUCGGCGGACAGAAGCUUACCCGAGCUGGCGGGUUACAAGUCCGGCAUUGGGUUGGGUUUUGUGUGCUGGCCGUUGAUGCCUCCAUAUUCUGGUCGCAUAGGGUCAUUGCAGAGGAUGUGUUUGCCACGCGCCUGAGCUUUCGGGAUACCCGAGCCUUCCCAAGGGCAUCCCCGGAAGUAAACAGAAAGAUCGUGUACACCCACGAAGACGGAACGAUAUCGCCAUAUCUUGAGCUCCCGUUCCGAGCUGACCUUCUCCGCAACACCCACCACGAGUUCGGCCACAUUGGCUUCCCGGGCCUUAACAGUGUCGUCCGUCCUCGUGGCUAG